Molecule: messenger RNA, 6435 nt
Organism: Globicephala melas (long-finned pilot whale)
Lineage: Eukaryota; Metazoa; Chordata; Mammalia; Artiodactyla; Delphinidae
Gene: ALPK3
Product: alpha kinase 3
Biological process (GO): cardiac muscle cell development; protein phosphorylation
Cellular component (GO): nucleus
Molecular function (GO): ATP binding; protein serine/threonine kinase activity
Source: RefSeq, a predicted model, not a curated record
GGCGCGGGCCGGCAGCAGCAUGGGGUCACGGAGGGCCCCCGGCCGCGGCUGGGGCUCGGGCGGACGGUCCGGGGCGGGGGGCGACGGCGAGGACGACGGGCCCAUGUGGAUCCCCAGCCCCGCCAGCCGCAGCUACCUGCUCAGCGUGCGGCCCGAGACGAGCUUAUCAAGCAACUGGUUGUCUCACCCCAGCUCUGGAAGGAGCACCUUCUGCUCCGUCAUUGCUCAGCUAACAGAGGAGACCCAGCCGCUAUUUGAGACCACGCUCAAGUCCCGGGCUGUGUCCGAGGACAGCGACGUUAGAUUCACCUGCAUCGUCACAGGAUACCCAGAGCCAGAGGUGACCUGGUACAAGGAUGACACAGAGCUGGACCGCUACUGUGGCUUGCCAAAAUACGAGAUCACUCAUCAGGGCAACCGCCACACACUGCAGCUCUACAGGUGUCGAGAAGAAGAUGCCGCCAUCUACCAGGCCUCUGCCCAGAAUGCCAAGGGAAUUGUGUCCUGCUCGGGGGUCUUGGAGGUGGGCACCAUGACCGAAUACAAGAUCCACCAGCGCUGGUUCGCCAAGCUGAAGCGCAAGGCUGCGGCAAAGAUGCGUGAGAUCGAGAAGAACUGGAAGCACGGGAAGGAGGCCGUGGAAGAGGCCGACACCCUGCGCAAGCUCAGCCCCGACCGCUUCCAGCGGAAGCGGCGGCUGAGUGGGGCCGAGGUGCCAGUCCCCUCGUCCCCCACCCGGGAGGUCGAGAACGGGACACCGGUGGCUUGGCAGGAGGGAGAGACGGAGCCUGGUCAGCACCCAGGUUUGGGCCUGAUCAACAGUUUUGCUUCCGGAGAGGUGACCACCAACGGCGAGGCUGCCCCUGAGAACGGGGAAGCUGGGGAGCAUGGCCUGUUGACAUACAUCUGUAAAGCCAUGGAGCUGGGGCCUCAAAGAGCCCCCAAAAAGGAGUCUGGGGCCAAGAAGAAAAAGAAAGAUGAGGAACCUAAGCAAGGUGUGCAGAAGCCAGAGGUAGAGAGGGCAGCUCGAAGCCACCGUUCCUCUGAAAACUGUGUCCCCAGUUCAGACAAGCCUGACUCCUGUGGGACACAGGGGCCCAUGGACAUGGAGCAGGUUCAGACCCAGCCGAGGGGCAGGGCCGCACAGGGGCCUGGAUCCUCCGGAGCAGAUGGCACCAGGAAGCCAGCCUCUGCUGUGGGUACUCAAGACCAGGCCCAGAAUGCCCCUGUCCCAGGCCCAGACCAGGAAGUGUAUUUCUCCCUGAAGGACAUGUAUCUGGAGAGUACCCAGGCAGACAAGCCUCAGGGGGAGGAGGAGGCCCAGACCCCCCGGGGCAGUACACCUGGAGAGCUGCCCUCAGGGAAGGUAUCCAGCAAAGCCAGAGGUGAGAGGGAACCUGCUGUCCCUGGCCAGCCCACGCCCUCAGCCCCCCAGCAGACUAGGCCCUUCAACAGGAAGAGAUUUGCUCCUCUGAAGUCCAAAGGGGAGCCCACCACCAGCUGCAAGCCUGAUUCUUCCCCAAGUCAAGAUCCAGAACCUGGGGCUCAGAGCUCAGGGAAGGCCCCGCCUCAGGCCUCUGCCCAAGUGCCCACACCCCCCGCCCGGCGGAGACAGAGCACCCAGGACAGCCCCUUGCAGGGGCAAGCAGGCCACAGGACUCCAGGAAAGGUCCAGGAGUCCCAGGCAACCAUGGCUCCUACCACAUUGGCCAGCAGCAGCUCUGAUAUGGUCUCCGCUGGUUGCAGCACCUCCAGAAGUCAGGACAUCAUUGAGCCCAUGGACACAGAAACCCAGGAGGAUGGGAGAGCAUCUGCUGAUCAGAACACUGGAGGCAAGAAGAAUACAGAGAUGGAUAGGAAGAUGCAGGUGGAUGGGAGGAUGCAGGGAGAUGGAACACAAACCACCCAGAGGACACAGGCAGAUAGGAAGACACAGGUGGAUGUUGUGACACAAGAAAGUGAGAGGUCAGAGUCAGGCAGGAAUUCCCAGGAGGAUGUGAUGGCACAAGGAAAGGUGGGGACCCAGGCAGAUAAGAGGACACAGGCAGACAGAAGGGUGCAGGAAGGCAAGGGGACAUGGUCAGAGGGGAGCAUUCCCACAGCUGUGAAAUGUUGGUCAGAGAAGGCGUCCAUGACCGGUAUCAGCCCACAGUCCAGGGCCCCCAAACGCCCACCUUCAGAGGAUCCUAGGUCCCCUCAGAUUACUGAAUGCUUUGAACAGACCCCAGAAGAGUUCUCCGUCCCAGACAAACCUGAGUUUAUGCUCAGAUCUGACGAGGCAGCAGGAACGGCCUCCGGAAGCCGUGAGGAAACUGUGCCAGGUCCCCUGGCGGGGGGCCUCACACGCGGGGCACAGCUGCCUCCUGAGGGCAGUUUGGAGCAGGUGGGAGGAGAGAGAGAUCAAGGGCCGGAGCAGUCGGGUCCAGUUAAGGAGAAGGCCAACGAGGGCCUGUCCCAGGGCCCCAAGCAGGAACAGCCGGGAGAAGUGCUGCCUGUGGAUCUGGGUGGCUGUCCUUCAGCGGGCCUGAGCCGCCAGGUGCCCACUCUGCCCUCUCUUCCUGGGGCCGGCCUGACGGAUAACUCACAGCAGCGGCUGCCCAGCACCCCGGCUUCUCAGCACAUGAGCACAGCUGCCUUCCUACCCUCUGGGGACAAGGCCUCGCUGAGUUCUGCCCCCGCACUGCACCUGGGGCUGGGCGCCCCCAGCCAGAGUCACCCGCCAGGAACUAGGGCAGCAGACGCUGAGGGGGCCUGCGCCAAGGUGCCCGGUGUGGAAGGGAGGACUUCAGGCCCCCAGACCUGUGACCCUGGCCUUAUAGACUCCCUGAAGAGCUACUUGCUCCUGCUGCUGAAGCUAUCCAGCUCAGAGACGAGUGGCAGGGGCCCAGGGGCCCAGGAGGAAGCUGCCGCUGGGGAUCAGGCACCCUCACCCUCUCUGGCCCCCACCGUGGAAGUGGCCGGUCUGAGUCCCCGGACGUCACGGCGCAUCCUGGAGCGUGUGGAGAACAACCGUCUGGUGCAGAGCGCGCAGACUCUGCUGCUGAGCCCCUGUACCUCCCGCCGCCUCACUGGCCUCCUGGACCGCGAGGUGCAGGUUGGCUGUCAGGCCCUGGCUGCUGCCCGGUGCCCUGGCCCCAGCCCCCUCUCUGUCCCUGCCAUCGUGGUAGGUGAGGAGGAAGGCCCUGGGGUGGCCUCAGGAGGAUCCAGUGAAGGUGAGGGAGAGGUUUCCCUUGAGGGGCCUGGCCUCCUGCCGACCUCCCAGGAGAGCGGCAUGGGUGGGCCGCUGGGGGGCGUGGGUGGACAGGCAGCCCCUGGGCAGGGACUGCUGUCAGCAGAGAGCAGAGCCCAGGAACGCUUCCGAGAGGAGGAGAUCCCAGGGGAAGCUCUGACAGAUCUCCCCGCAGCUACCCCUGAGGAACUGGCUCUGGGGGCCCGGAGGAAGAGGUUUCUCCCUAAGGUCAGAGCAGCAGGAGAUGGGGAGCCAACCAAGCCCGAAGAAAGGGAGAGCCCCUCGGGUUCCCCCCGGGGGCCCCGGAAGGGCCUUGCACCGGGGCUCCCGGGGAGUCCAGGGCGGGAGAAACGCUCCCCUACUCAGGGCAGAAAGGCAGACCUGCUGGAGGUGCCGCGGGCAGAGGAGGAGCCGGCAGCAGGGGCCCUGGGCUCCAGCCCCAGAGCCAGCAACCUGGAAGCAGAGAUGGCCCUGGAGGAAGGCAAGCAGGGCACUCCGGCCAAGCCAAGGAGAGCCAAAGACCUGCUAAAAGCCCCACAGGUGAUCCGGAAGAUUCGGGUGGAGCAGUUUCCUGAUGCCUCGGGCAGCCUGAAGCUCUGGUGCCAGUUUUUCAACAUUCUUAGUGACUCAGUCUUGACAUGGGCCAAGAAUCAGCGCCCAGUGGGCGAGGUGGGCAGGAGUGCAGGGGACGAGGGGCCAGCGGCCCUGGCCAUCGUGCAGGCGUCCCCCGUAGACUGUGGCAUGUAUCGAUGCACCAUCAGCAACGAGCACGGCUCGGCCUCCACUGACUUCUGCCUCAGCCCCGAGGUGCUGUCAGGAUUCAUCUCCAGAGAAGAAAGUCAAGUUGGAGAAGAGAUUGAGAUGACCCCCAUGGUGUUUGCUAAGGGUCUGGCUGACACUGGCUGCUGGGGGGACAAGCUCUUUGGGCGCCUGGUGAGCGAGGAGCUACAAGGUGGCGGACACGGGUGUGGCCUUCGGAAGGCCUCCCAGGCCAAGGUCAUCUACGGGCUGGAACCCAUCUUCGAGUCAGGCCUCACGUGCAUCAUCAAGGUGUCCAGCCUGCUUGUGUUUGGGCCCAGCAGUGAGACUUCUCUCCUGGGCAGAAACUAUGAUGUCACCAUCCAGGGGUGCAAGAUCCAGAACAUGAGUCGAGAGUACUGCAAAAUCUUUGCGGCUGAAGCCCGGGCUGCACCUGGCUUUGGGGACGUGCCUGAGAUCAUCCCACUGUAUCUGAUCUACCGGCCUGCAAACAAUAUCCCAUAUGCUACCCUGGAGGAGGACCUGGGCAAGCCCAUGGAGUCUUACUGUUCCCGGGAAUGGGGCUUUGCUGCGGCUCCAGCAGCAUCUAGCAGCUCUGAGGCCGUGCAGAAAUGCCAGACCUUCCAGCACUGGCUGUAUCUGUGGACAAAUGGCAGCUUCCUUGUCACAGAUUUGGCAGGGGUUAACUGGAAAAUGACUGAUGUGCAGAUUGCUACCAAACUGCGAGGAUACCAAGGCCUCAAGGAAAGCUGUUUCCCUGCCCUGCUGGACCAGUUUGCCUCUUCCCACCAGUGCAACACCUUCUGUGAGAUGCUGGGGCUAAAACCUCUCAAGGGCCCUGAGGCUGCCCACCCCCAAGCCAAGGCCAAAGGCUCCAAGAGUCCAUCUGCCGGCAGGAGGGGCCCCCAGCUGAGUCCUCAGCCCCAGAGGAAAGGCCCUCCCAGUCCCCAGAAGAGUGCCCCAAGCUCCAAGGCCACCCCUCAGGCCUCAGAGGCAGUCGCCACCCAGUUACUCGGACAGCCUCCCGUCCGAGAUGGAGGCUCCAAGGCCCAGGGCAUGCGGUAGCCCCCACAGGAGGCUGGGGGCCUCCACCCAGCAGCAGACCGACAAGGAAGCAGCUCGAACCGAUGGAGACGUUCCCAGUACGGGACUGACCGGAGCAGGUGCAGAGGCGGCACCCCUCGGGGCCUCUGCCCGCAGCCUCUCCUCAUCAGAUGCUUGGUGCCUGACACCCAGCCCGGUGGCCUCUCCUGGUGCCAUCGUCCCCGCGGCUCCCAGGCCCUACCUCCCGGGGCCUGCAGCCUAGCCCUCCUUGAAGUUUACACUGGCCACUGCUGGAGGCUCCCUGAGUCCUCUGCAUGAGUUCUGCAACCAACCCCUCGCCCCAGGCCCUGCCGUGAAUGUUGCACUCUGGGGGCACGCAGGCCAGCACCUACCCUUUUCCCUUCACUUGGCCCUGAUCCCUCCCUAUCCUCAGGGCUCCAGACUUCCUCUGCGGUGUCUGGCCUGGUGACUCUCAGGGUGUCUUUUCCUUCCAGUCAUUUUGCCUCAUUCAUCCCAGCUUAUCUUGCAACUAACCUGUCCCUGAGCCCAAAUGGUGCUCAGGGCCCUUCCAGAGACUGUCAUAUCCUUGUGCAGUGGUCUUUGGUGAUGUGUGUUCAUGCUCUUCCUUCCCCCAUCACUCAGGCACUCAAUCACCUGCCUACCAUGCUCCCUUGCACCCCAUCCCCCAUCCCUGGCUUUGAACCCAAUUGCAGCCUGCUGCCUGCCUUUCACUGAGUUCUGUUUGUUCCCCUACCCGAGGGCUUCCCUAGCCUGACCCCCACCCUACCCACCAUACCUAGGUGAAGAGCAGACCCUCUGGCCUCUCAGCCCACCCCAGGACACUCCUCCCCUACUUCUCCCAGGCCCUCUGCCCGUGAGGUGAGAGCUGGCAUGAGGGUUGCAUCAGCAGCUGUGGCCAGACGGAAGGUGUUGACUUUGUGGGACCUUGUGCUUCAUACUGAAACGAGGUGGGGUCACAGUGAAUUUCACAUCCCCUCUUGACCAGGGAUAGAGGGCUGGGACUCUUCUCCAGAGGGCAUGCACCUGGGAGCUGUAGGAAGAAUGCAGUCCACCCAUGUGCAGGGUGGAGGAGUGUCUCUGUGCCUGGGAAUUAGGACCCCCUGCCCCUAACCAUUAGCUCUUGAUCCUGGGACUCCAGCUCUGGGCCUCAAUAUAGGCUCCCAAGGAUUUGCUGUGCUCGGCCCAGCACCCUGGGCCCUUCCUGAGAACCCUUCCUUGAGGCCUGGGAUGGGGUGGGUCUCGAGCUAGCCUGCUCCCCUUGGAAUGCAAUAAAGGCAGCAACUGUGUAUCUUGCUCGCCCUUAUCUGGUGUGGUUGUAGGUAUAUGGGGUCAGGGUCCCGUCUCCCCAGGCGGUUCUCUGAAGGCGUCCUGCAGUCCCUGGA